Messenger RNA from Mytilus trossulus (common blue mussel), 588 nucleotides. RefSeq names its product small ribosomal subunit protein uS11. Gene Ontology annotation, biological process: translation; ribosomal small subunit assembly. NCBI's taxonomy places the organism in Eukaryota, Metazoa, Mollusca, Bivalvia, Mytilida, Mytilidae. Bases 113 to 565 code for a protein of 150 amino acids. Gene Ontology annotation, molecular function: structural constituent of ribosome. The record is from RefSeq and is a predicted model, not a curated record. Gene Ontology annotation, cellular component: ribosome; cytosolic small ribosomal subunit. The transcript is spliced from 5 exons.
ACCUGCGUAUUCGUAGGGUAGCACAUAAGUUGACAUUGAUUAUGAUCCGUAAUCUACCGGAAGUCUAAACACAAUUUCCGGCGGAAGGUCUUUUCUAAUAUUUUGACUCAGCAUGGCACCCAGAAAGGGGAAAACUCAGCAGACUGAGCAAGUGGUGCUUGGACCACAAGUAAAAGAAGGCGAGAAUGUGUUUGGAGUUGCACACAUCUUUGCCAGUUUCAACGACACAUUUGUACAUGUGACUGACCUGUCUGGAAAGGAAACUAUUGCCAGAGUCACUGGUGGUAUGAAAGUGAAGGCUGACAGAGAUGAAGCAUCCCCAUACGCUGCUAUGUUGGCUGCACAGGAUGUAGCUGAAAAAUGUAAAACUUUGGGAAUCAAUGCCCUUCACAUUAAACUGAGAGCUACUGGAGGAAAUAGGACCAAGACACCUGGACCUGGAGCCCAGUCAGCUCUUAGAGCUUUGGCUCGAUCAGGAAUGAAAAUUGGCAGAAUUGAGGAUGUUACACCAAUCCCAUCAGACAGUACCAGAAGGAAGGGAGGUCGUAGAGGACGUCGUUUGUAAACUGCAAAUAAAUUAUCAAAAAG